AUCCAUUUCAAUACUGUUCAUUAUCCUAAACGCGCUUUCACGUGAAAGAUAUAAACCAACAAGAACCGAUUUCUUCGAUUGAUCGCGAGAUAUUAGUGCUCCAGUGGUUUCGUGAUUUAUCGAUUAACGUUCCAAGUUGAAUGUGAUCAAUAUUGUGUGAAUUGAGUGGUGUGAAUGAUUAUUAUUUAGAAGUUCAUGUUACAUAAUACAAUCCACUGAUAAUGGCUGUGAAUAACUGGUUUCAAUCUUGGGGUCCGCCAGCUGGGCACUUUGCACCUGAUUACUCAGUCAACUACUCCCGUCCUGCCAUUUUUGAAGGAAUACCAAAAUAUUCGAAAGGUCAUGGAAACACCCCAGCUAAUAUUUUGCCUUUCUUGUUACGAAUGGGGCUUCUUCAGGCACCACCAGAAUCACAAGUUUCGACAUCAAAAACAGUGGAAUCCGAGAAAAAUAGAAGACCCGGAAAUUCAGACCACAGUCGGUAUGACAGCAACAAAAUUUAUUCAGAGAGUACUGGACCCUUCAUGACAAAAUACGCAUGGAAACAACUGGACUUUAAGUAUACUUCAGAUUUCGAUAGAGAUGCAGCUAUAAGAUCCGGAGAGUUCAUACCUGAAAACAAUUUACCUCUUGGAAUAGAACUUUGGAAAGAUAGACUUUUCGUUACUAUGCCUAAGUGGAAAAAUGGAGUUCCUGCAACACUCGCGGUUCUUCCAAGAGAACCUAAAGAGCCAUCUCCCCAGCUUGUACCGUACCCAAACUGGGAUUGGCAUAAAACGGAAUCCUGUGAGGGACUCACAUCUAUAUUCCGGAUACAAGCUGAUGAUUGUGGAAGACUCUGGGUUCUGGAUUCUGGACAAAUUGAAGUUACUAUCAAGCCCAAGCAAGUUUGCCCUCCAGCUAUUUAUGUUUUCGAUCUCAGCACCGACGAUCUCCUAUUCAAAUAUGAACUACCAGAGGAAUUUAUCAAGCAAGACAGUCUAUAUUCCAAUAUAGUAGUGGACAAUAAGGAUGGAGAUUGUUCUAAUGUACACGCUUACCUAACAGAUGUUUGGAGGUAUGGACUAGUGGUAUACAGUUUGAAAAGUGGCAGGAGUUGGCGAAUUUAUGACCACUUAUUCUACCCAGAUCCGCUAGCCGCUGCCUAUAAGGUUCACGAUCUAGAAUUUGAGUGGACAGAUGGAAUUUUUGGUUUAGCUUUGUCGCCAUGGAACAAAGUGCAAAAAGACAGGAUUCUUUACUAUCAUCCUAUGUCCAGUUUCAGAGAAUUUUACGUUAAAACUUCUGUUGUCUGCAAUGAAACAGGUUGGGAGAAAACGAAGAACGCAUUUAGAGUUAUGGGACAAAGUAGGGGUAAAUCAGGACAAGUAUCUGCCUCUGCAAUGGAUAGGAAUGGAAUUAUGUUUUACAAUUUAGUGACCAGAGAUGCCAUAGGAUGUUGGGAUUCUAGAAAACCAUAUAAAAGAAGCAAUCUAGGCGUCGUCGCACAAAACAGUGAAAGAUUAAUAUUUCCCAAUGACUUGAAGAUUGAUAAAGAGAAAAAUCAGAACGUGUGGAUAAUAUCUAAUAGAUUGCCAUUUUAUUUGUACAAGUCAUUAGAUAAAAAUGAUAUUAAUUUCAGGAUAAUGUCAGCUGAAAUUGCAAAUGCUAUAAAAGGAACAAUUUGUGAACCCGAGUUGGCAUAUCCAGAUUCCUUCAUUCAUUUUUCUGGAGACGAAGAUUGUUACUGAGGUCGUUAUAAAGUUGUCGUUUACUUUUUCUACGAGAAUACUAAAAACAUCCUUUGUUAUGUACAAUGCAGUAUAUAUAUAAACAACUCGUUCAAAAAUUGAA
Molecule: messenger RNA, 1833 nt
Organism: Coccinella septempunctata (seven-spotted ladybird)
Lineage: Eukaryota; Metazoa; Arthropoda; Insecta; Coleoptera; Coccinellidae
Gene: yellow-h
Product: protein yellow
Exons: 5
Coding region: 222-1730 (502 amino acids)
Cellular component (GO): extracellular region
Source: RefSeq, a predicted model, not a curated record